AUACUUCCUGAGGCUGGUUGUUUAAUGAAAAAGUGUACAUUUACGGUGAAUUAUUAUUGUCUAUCUAAACACAAUGUCUGAUCCAACAAUUCAAACAUUUUGUUGUCAUCGUUCUGGUAACAAUGAGGAUAUGGCAUUGAGAAUAAUGAACGAGUUUAAUACAGAUUCAUAUAACACUGUUUGUUUGGUUUCUUCUACAAUCGGUAUUUUAGGCGCAUUAUUCCAGAUUGUACACUAUUUAUGGCAAAAUAUACCUCAAAGAUACAACACCUUUACAUCCAGUCGUGGACGAAACAUUAUAAUGUGGCUAGCUGUUGCUGAUUUGUUGGCAUCCUCUGGUGUCUUAAUAAGAUCUUCACUGUGGUUGAAAUACAAAACUAUUAUGCCUAUGCCAGAUGAUGGUUUUAGUGUAUUAUUCUGCAGUAUUACCUCUGCUUGGACUCAAUAUUUCUAUACAGCAACUUGGUUCUGGACUCUAUUCUAUGCAAUUGACACUUGGCUUACUAUUAAAGGCAGGGACUCUCACCAAAUGGUUUACCACUCGGUAGCCUGGGGUCUGCCAGUGGUCACUACUGGAGUAGGACUGUCUAUUCUUUAUUUUCCAGAUGCAACAUGUCACAAUUUAACAUCAGUCACAAGUGCCCUACUAAAAAUUCUUCCCAACUACUGUGCAACAUAUGUGCCCAUAGCACUUGUGAUGGUAAUAAACCCCAUCAUGUAUGUGCUCGCUGGCAAAGACGUUGAAAUGGCUGUGGCGCUGCCGCUCGCUCAGUUCACUAGUAAGGAGCGAAGGGUUGUGGACGCUUUAAGACUGAAGUUUUUUAUGAUAAAUGCUGUAUUCUACAUUUGCUGGUUACCUAAUCUUCUGAACGGAAUACUAUUGUGGACUAUGUGGUUCAAUAUGCCAGUAAAAGUUAUAAUAUCUGUUUGGUAUGUUAUGGCUUUAAUGAACCCAAUGCAAGCACUGUUUAACGCUAUGGUUUAUCGCAAGUGGAGUUUCACUGGCUACAGCAUGGCGCCCACAAUGUCCAGUGCCACAAUCAAAGGUUUCCAGUUCAGUGAGGAACAGUCCCCGCUACUUGGCUCGGAGCCCCCGCGGCUCCAUUUGGAUCCAUUGCCGUCUAGCAUUAACAAUUAUUCGACCCUGUGAUCUUUAGUCAAUAGUAAAUAUAAAGACUGCCGGUGACGACCACAUCAAGGAAGCUUACAACACUGGAGGUUAUAAUUGUAACUGAAACGGGACCGGGACUUAUGGCUUUAUUCAUAUUAACGUCAAGCAGCAGAGAUCUAUGAAACUUUCCAUACAAUAAAAUUUAGCGAACGGUAAAACGGUGACAGACGGUUUGGUGCAACCGACCCAUAGUCUGUAAAAUUUAACAAGCAGAUGGUAAUCGCUUGUCGCUAUCUUUCAUCCUUACAUACGUGUUUGUUCGAAAGAGACAAAUUUUAUAGUGUCCGAUCGAAACAUGUUUUUUAUCCGAAACCGAAGGUUCGGCUUUGGCUCUAGUUUCGGCCGAAACCGACACUUUUGUAGAUUUGUUACAAUAAAAUCGUUGAAAAAAUUUCAUAACACCGCUUUUAUACACAUAUUAAGAGUAUAAGACUGCGUCGACCGUCACAUGGCGACCUCAUUAAUAUGGCGAUAUUUCGAGGGAAUAACCUUUGGAGUAAGCGACCACUGCGAUUAAUUUCUUGCGGUUUCAGUCUUGCAAGUGCGUGCAAUUAUGAAGCAUGCCGUAUGUUACACUUACUUAUUGCGGUUCUGGAACCUUAAGAAAUUAAUCUCAGUGCGUUCUAAGCCUAACAGUUUGUAAACAAAAGCCUUAAAUGGUAAAGCGGAUGACGUAAUUCGAUUUUCUUAAAUAAAGCCUCUUGGUCACAUCACAUCUACGCGAGUAGGAUGACUGAUGUAGAGUAGGUAUAGGCUAUACCAGACCAUUCGCGCUACCAAGACUAGGGGCCUAGAUUAGUGUUUUCUAUCAACGAUUGUAGUCUUGGUUAGGCCCCCUGGUCAGUUCAAAAUAAGGCGUUUAAUUAUGAAAACUCAGCUCAUACAUUAGGUAAAGAUAUCGAUGCGACCAAUUUGGCAUAAAUAUGUGUACAGAACCUUAUAUUACGUUCGUAUAAGUACCUACACGUAUUUAAGGUCCCGUCUUGUUUUACACCUUACUCGUACUCGUUUGGAAUAAGGCGAAAAAUGUAAACAUAGAUAAUAUAUCUUUGAAGUCUACUUUACGUGACUUUAGAAGCUGCAUAGAUAACGACAUUUCAAAAUGGAACGGGGGCUCCGACUUGCUCUAGCGCUAGGUUUGGCAGAACAAUUGUUACUUUAGGUACUUAUUUACAUGCCAUUCCAGUUGUUUUACUAGUAUUUAGUAUAGGUACCCUUAGCUGCUUGUAUACGAUACGUCCAUUGUUUUCCCCGGACAACGGACGGUGUUACGUGACUACGUUUAGUUUUUUAUAUGGAUACAGCCAAGAAAACAAAACCUCGUCGCAUAAAUGCCUGUUCAUGUUCACACCGGCUGCGUGUGCCUAGAUGUGCACGUUGUAAUAUAUAGAUCCUUAUGAGAGACGGCACACUGCUUGCGUGACGUGUGCGUGCGUGGCUCAAACAUUUUAACUUACGCGCUCGUGCACGUUUACGCACACGCAGCCGGUGUGCUUUAGCCUUUACAAGUUUACACGGAUAAUUGUCCGCUGAAUACGACGGACGUAUACAAGCGGCCUUACGUACAUUGUGUACGCACGACGACUGUAUUCGAGUGAGCACUUCUUGCCAUGUUAUUACUAUGUUUUCAAGUAUAUCUAAGACAUAGUAAAUUUGUUAUUUUUUAAAGUUAAUAAGUUCUAUAUUUAUAUUAUUGGCUCCACAAACCUCACCGAUAUCGGGUGGAAUUUUUGAUAAUAUUUUGUUUGGAUAGGAUUUUUGAUACUCGUUUUGUCAAUUGAACUCGUUGCAUCUCAGUAGCUGGUUUUAAUGUAUCGAAAAAGGCGUUCAAUUAGUAUCGGUGACGUCUGUAGAGCCUAAAUGUUCGAAUUAAGAUUAAAUUAUGUACCUACCUAUUUUUUGAGAAAUGUUUGUUU
Cydia strobilella is the source of this 3087-nucleotide messenger RNA. RefSeq names its product G-protein coupled receptor 143-like. Bases 74 to 1150 code for a protein of 358 amino acids. Gene Ontology annotation, cellular component: melanosome membrane; plasma membrane. NCBI's taxonomy places the organism in Eukaryota, Metazoa, Arthropoda, Insecta, Lepidoptera, Tortricidae. The record is from RefSeq and is a predicted model, not a curated record. The transcript is spliced from 7 exons. Gene Ontology annotation, molecular function: L-tyrosine binding; L-DOPA binding; dopamine binding. Gene Ontology annotation, biological process: regulation of calcium-mediated signaling; G protein-coupled receptor signaling pathway; melanosome organization.